AUGAGUGACCUACAGAGGCAAUGGGCCAAAUCGAAGUUGUCAAGCUUCCCCCCACCGCCAAUAUUCAACGAAGCCGAUGAGGAUGAAGAGACGGACAACUUUGACACGGGUCUACCGAACGACGAUGACUCCUCUUCGGCAUCAUCUGCUUCUUCGACCGGCACAGUGAUUCCAUCUUCAGACCAGCGACUAUUUGCAAGACCUCAAGGGCCCCCAAACAAGAGAUCUUUAGACCAGAUUCCGUGGACUACGUACUUCGAGCGUGAGCUAUUCCUCGAAUCCGUGGAGGGUAAUUGCACGACCACGCAUCAUGCGUAUCUUACCUCGCCUGUGGGUACAUCACCCUUAUUCAUCACUCAUCAUGGUGCAGGUUCCUCUGGUCUUUCAUUCGCAGUAUUAACUGCAGAGAUUCGGAAGCGUUUACCGAUGGCGGGCAUUCUUUCUAUUGAUGCGCGAGGUCACGGCUCAACAACCAUGAAACCAGAACCAGAAACUAUGGAUCUAAGUCUCGACACUCUCUCUGCUGAUCUAUUGAGGGUGAUCCAAGAGACAAAAGUCAGAAUGGGUUGGCAAGACCUACCCCCUUUGUUGCUCAUAGGCCAUUCUCUUGGCGGGGCCGUGGUGACGGAUGUUGCAAAGAGCGGCAAGCUGGGCAAUGCAGUCUUGGGAUAUGCUGUGCUUGACGUGGUAGAAGGAUCUGCCAUAGACGCUUUGCAAAGUAUGCAAACGUACCUAUCCACACGGCCGCUUGGCUUUGCGUCCUUGGAGUCGGGCAUAGACUGGCAUAUCAGAUCACGAACUAUUAGAAACUCGCUCUCAGCUCGCACAAGUGUGCCUGCACUUCUCUGUUACAAGGAAGAGAAUAUCCCGAGACCAUGGGUCUGGAAGACCGAUCUUGCUGCGACGCAGCCGUUCUGGGAAGGGUGGUUUGUUGGUCUCAGCAAAAAGUUCCUCGAAGCUCGUGGGGGAAAGCUCCUAAUUCUUGCGGGAACAGACCGACUUGAUACAGAACUUACGAUUGGACAAAUGCAAGGCAAGUAUUCGUUGCAGGUACUCCCGGAAGCCGGUCAUUUCCUGCAUGAAGACCUCCCAGAGAAAACUGCUAUGAUAAUCGUUGAUUUCUAUAAGAGGAAUGAUCGGAGUACCUUGGUCCUACCACCGAAAGUCUCAGAUCUCCUGCGAGCGGGCAAGAAGAUACAAAUUACGACCGAAUCGCUCAAAGAAUCUGCCGCAUCCGCCGCUGUAGCUGUAGAAUCGUACCUGGAAUCUCUGCCAGACGAGCCAGGGUUUCAAAGCGCCCUUUCUGACAUUGCAAGGAACCCGGCUGGUCUUAUGUCCCUCUCGCAAUACCUACCAUCUAUCACAUCGGCGCUUGGAGAAGGCUCUGUGCCAGCUAGUUUCUUUAGCAAUCUCCCAACCGGCCAGGCCUUCAGUCUUAUAAGUAGCGUGGCAUCGGAAGCAAACGCACUCUUAACGGCGCCACUACCAACCGGGACUGGGGACGACCUCGAGAUUUUGAAAGGUGCACCUAAACCCAAACCCAGACCUACUAUGCCUCAAACAGAUACCACAGCGGAUUCUGUUACGGGGAUGGCAACCGGAACAGCAAGUACAUCCGCGAGCACAAGUACGAGCAAAGCAGGCGCUAUGGAGACUGGGAAAGCUAUUGGUAUUGCCGCAGCCGCAGGAGCAGGCUUUCUUGGGUUUGUUAUGGCAUUGUAA
Glarea lozoyensis ATCC 20868 is the source of this 1722-nucleotide messenger RNA. Its product is annotated as alpha/beta-Hydrolase. NCBI's taxonomy places the organism in Eukaryota, Fungi, Ascomycota, Leotiomycetes, Helotiales, Helotiaceae. The record is from RefSeq and is a predicted model, not a curated record. The transcript is spliced from 5 exons. Bases 1 to 1722 code for a protein of 573 amino acids. Gene Ontology annotation, molecular function: protein methylesterase activity. Gene Ontology annotation, biological process: protein demethylation.